CCGGAAGUAAGCAAAGAUGUCUGCGCCCGAUGAAGACACGUUUGCCGAGGAAGGAGGCGAAAUGGAGGAGAUUGGCGAAGCUGGCAGCGAUGAUGAUGAAGGAGUAGAGAUGGAGGAGGGAGGAGAAGGCGGAGAAGGGGAGAAGAAAGUAUACGUGCCCGGGAUCGAGCCGCUUCAGCCGGGAGAGGAGCUGGAGAUGGACCGGUCCGCGUACCGCAUGUACCACGAGUGUCAAACUGGUGCUCCGUGUCUGAGCUUUGACUUCCUGAGAGACGGGGAUGGAGAAGCCAGGGAGCAGUUCCCUCUGUCUAUGCUGCUCUGUGCGGGCACACAGGCGGACUCGGCACUGAGCAACAGACUUAUCGUCAUACGCAUGCAAAACCUUUAUGGAACAGAGAAAGACAAAGAGGGGGAAGAAAGCAGCGAUGAAGAAAGUGAUGACGAUGAUGAGGAUGAAGACAAGAAGCCACAGAUGGAGCUUGCCUUGAUGCCUCACUAUGGAGGCAUUAACAGAGUCAGAGUCACAAGACGUGGAGAACAGUCAUUGGCUGCCGUCUGGUCAGAUAAGGGACAGGUAGAAAUAUUUGACCUCCAACCUCAGCUGGAAGCUGUGCACAGUCCUGCUGCUAUGGCUGCUUUUAUCAAACAGCAGAAGGAAGCCACACCGCUCUUCAGCUUUGCAGGACACAUGGGUGAAGGCUUCGCUAUUGAUUGGUCACCUACAGUGCCUGGUCGUCUUGUCAGUGGAGACUGCAAAAAGAACAUUCAUGUGUGGGAGCCACGAGAGGGAGGGACUUCAUGGCAGAUUGACCAACGUCCUUUCAGCUCCCACAGCAAGUCUGUGGAGGAUCUGCAGUGGUCGCCCACUGAAGCUACAGUUUUUGCGUCUUGUUCGGUUGAUCAGUCUAUUCGUGUCUGGGACAUCCGUGCCCCUCCCAAUUCGAUGCUUUCGGCCAAUGAAGCUCACUCAUCAGACAUCAAUGUGAUCAGCUGGAACAGGAGCGAACCAUUCAUCCUGUCAGGAGGGGACGAUGGGCUUCUGAAAGUAUGGGACCUUCGACAGUUCAAGACUGGGCGUCCUGUGGCGAACUUCAAGCAGCACAGCGCUCCCAUCACGUCUGUGGAGUGGAGCCCCAUGGAUUCGAGUGUGUUCGCCGCCUCGGGAGCGGAUGACGUCGUCAGCCAGUGGGAUCUGUCUGUGGAGUCAUGUGAUGUGGGUGCCAGGGUGGAGGGGCUGAAGGACUUGCCCCCCCAGCUGCUGUUCCUGCACCAGGGUCAGUCAGAGAUCAAGGAGAUCCACUGGCACCCUCAGAUUCCUGGAGUGAUGAUCUCCACGGCGCUGUCAGGAUUCAACGUGUUCAGGACAAUAUCUGUGUAGUGUGUUUCAGAGAGAAGCAUGAUUUUUUUUUGUUCAUGAGUGAUACGCAUCUAAUGUGUAACGGUAAACCCUAAUGUGUGUUUCAUCAUUAAGGAGCUUGUAAUAAUGUACAUAACUUGGAUUUGAGGUUAUAAUUCUGAUUGACAUUUGUUGGCAAACACAGAUGCCAUAUGGUAUUAUAGUCUUUGAACUUUCAGUCUGUAUGUUUUACAGAUGUUAAAGCUAUUUGAUAUUGUAUACCUACAAUAAAAUGUUUAAAACUGUUCAGAUGAGUUUUACUUAAAAUUGAUUCCAAAGAGAGA
This is a messenger RNA of Eleginops maclovinus (Patagonian blennie), 1680 nucleotides long. It is a transcript of the gene grwd1, whose product is annotated as glutamate-rich WD repeat containing 1. Gene Ontology annotation, molecular function: protein binding. The record is from RefSeq and is a predicted model, not a curated record. NCBI's taxonomy places the organism in Eukaryota, Metazoa, Chordata, Actinopteri, Perciformes, Eleginopidae. Gene Ontology annotation, cellular component: nucleolus. Gene Ontology annotation, biological process: ribosome biogenesis. The transcript has 7 exons. Bases 17 to 1378 code for a protein of 453 amino acids.